Molecule: messenger RNA, 1692 nt
Organism: Neocloeon triangulifer
Lineage: Eukaryota; Metazoa; Arthropoda; Insecta; Ephemeroptera; Baetidae
Product: UDP-glucosyltransferase 2-like
Exons: 6
Coding region: 68-1642 (524 amino acids)
Molecular function (GO): UDP-glycosyltransferase activity
Source: RefSeq, a predicted model, not a curated record
GUCAAGGUUACCGUGAGAGGCGGACAUCACUCUUAUUUUCUCCUAGUAUUUUGUGAGCUCUCUCAACAUGCGGGUCAUUUCGUUGGCCUGUUUUCUUAUGUUCGCCGUUUCGGCGGCGCAAGGUGCGCGCAUUUUGGGACUUUUCGGCGUGUCAGGAAAAAGUCACAACAACUUCUUCAGCGCCCUGACCCUAGAGCUGGCCAACAGAGGCCACAAUCUAACCAUUUUAACCUCUUUUCCCACAAAGAAGUCGUCGGCCAAUUACAGAGAAAUAUCCGUUGAUGUUAUGGAGAAGUUCUCUGCUAACUUCAGCCCUUUCAAGCACGUGUCAGAGGGCAUGCUAAAUCAAUUAGGAUCCAUGCUUAGCAUGUUUCUUCAAUUGUGCCCUAGUGUUUUAAGUUCCCCGCAAGUAAAACCUCUUUUGAAUGAAGAAUUUGACCUGGUGAUUAUUUCAACAUUUUUCAACCAAUGCUUCUUGCCGUUUGGUCAAUUCAACAACGCGCCCAUGAUUGGAAUCAGUCCUGCUGGAUCGUUGGGAAUGGGCAUGGACAUGGCCAACCCCGAGCCACCCUCUUACGUCCCCAGUUUGUUUUUGCCUCUAACUUCGAAAAUGACAUUCCCCGAAAGACUGCUCAACACGGUGAUGACGGGUCUAAUUAAAUUUCUGGCAAAGUAUUACUUGAAACCUUCCAUGCACGAAUCGGCCAAACAGUUUUUUGGACCCAACAUUCCGUCUAUAGAGGAAAUGGAGCGAAGUUUGAGUCUGGUCAUUUACAACAAUCACUUUUCUCUGAAUAGUCCAAGACCAAUGGUGCCUGGUUGCGUUGACGCUGGCGGCAUGCACAUCAAGCAAAAUAAGGAACCGCUUCCAAAAGAUUUGCAAGAAUACAUGGACGGGGCCAAAGACGGUGUGAUUUACUUUUCCAUGGGCUCUGUAAUCCAAGGCUCAGAAUUUCCCAAGGAAAAAUUGCAAGUUAUUUUGGACGCGUUCAAAGAGUUGCCGCAACGAAUCAUAUUCAAGUGGGAAACGGAAAAUAUGCCUGGAAAACCCAGCAACGUCAAAAUCGGAAAGUGGCUUCCCCAGCAAGCAAUUUUAGCUCAUCCAAACUUGAAAGCGUUCAUAACACACGGUGGAUUGCUGAGCACGCAAGAAGCGACGUACCACGGAGUGCCGCUGGUGGGAAUUCCGUUUUUCGGCGACCAGAAACUUAACAUAGCGAAGUCGUCGCGCCUUGGAUAUGCCGUAGGCUUGGAUUUCCAAACCUUGGACAAGCAGUCCGUUCUAGCCGCGAUUAAAACAGUCACAGGAUUCCCUUCCUUCAGCAAAAAAGCCAAAGAGCUUAGCAAGGUUGUUCGCGAUCAACCAGAGACGCCGCUUGAAAGGGCCGUCUUUUGGACAGAGUACGUCCUUCGACAUGACGGCGCGCCGCACCUCAGGACGGCCGCGACCAACAUGUCUUGGUGUCAAGUGCACCUGAUCGACGUGUAUGGCUCGAUUAUUGGUGUACUCUUGGUCGUUGCACUCUUUGAUUAUUAUCUUAUCAAAUGGUGUUGCUGCCGAAAGAAGAGAAGCUCAACAAGUAAAGCUGGAACUUCAAUGUCUUCAAAAAAAGACAAGAAAGGGAAAGCGAAGGCUGAAUAAUUGUAAAUGUUUAACCAUCGUUAAAUAAAUUUCCAGGUUUUUAUACGAAA